This is a messenger RNA of Eucalyptus grandis, 1295 nucleotides long. Its product is annotated as protein BPS1, chloroplastic. The record is from RefSeq and is a predicted model, not a curated record. NCBI's taxonomy places the organism in Eukaryota, Viridiplantae, Streptophyta, Magnoliopsida, Myrtales, Myrtaceae.
UGAUUACGUACAAAAUGAGCCGUCCUCAUGAUGCACAGCGACCCUUUCCUUUUGGGAAUCCUUUUCGGAUGAUAUCGCCAAAGGGUUCUCAUCUAUCUUCAAAACUUAUUGCAGUAUUGAACAAUUUUGAGGAAACAGUAGCAGAUAGAUUUAGGAAACUUGACCCAAAAGAGACGGGUGAUGUGCUUAACUUAACUUGGAUGGAAAAGGCUAUGAAGUCACUUUGUGAAACCCACGGCGACAUAAAAAAUUUAAUCACUACACUUGAGCUUCCUGUCUGUGAUUGGGAUGACAAGUGGAUUGAUGUAUACCUUGACAUCAGUGUGAAGCUGCUUGAUUUAUGCAAUGCCUUCAGCUCUGAGAUCUCACGCCUGAACCAAGGCCGUCUAAUGCUCCAAUGCGUUCUCCACAAUCUGGAAUCCUCAUGUCCCGAACAAUUUAUCCGUGCUAGUUCUUCCCUUGAUCGUUGGAGACAUCAUAUCAGCUCGAGGAACCCCAGGUUUGAGAACUGUGGCAGUAUACUGGAUGGUCUGAGGGAAUCUCUUGAUUUGCCCAAGGUUAAAAACUCAGCCAAAGGUAAGGUUCUGAUGCGUGCCAUGUAUGGUGUUAAGGUGCAGACGUUAUUUGUUUGCAGCGUCUUUGUUGCUGCCUUCUCUGGCUCAGCCAAGAAACUGUUGGAGUUGAGUGUUUCUGAUACACACCUGUGGGGCCUUUCCUUCACUAACUUGCUGACAAGUGUAAAUAGUAGCAUUAGAAAUCGACCUUCUAGUGGUAGUGUGGCCAUCUUCAAGGAGCAGGAAGCAGUUGAAGCAAAUGUCAAGAAGUUGUCUCCACUGAUCCGCUCUAGGGAGGGCACAGUUGAAGAGGAAUCUGUCCGUAGCUCUGUUUCCAGUUUACGUGGGAGCGUUGAUCAUCUUUCGCAGGGGCUGGAUCUUCUUGAGAAGGAAGUGGAUGGCUUCUUCCAGGUUGUUUUAACCGGGCGUGAUGCUUUGCUGUGUAAUCUUAGAGCCAAUGGUCCAGCUUCAACGCAAAUGCAAAAAAACAUUGUGGAGCGAUAGUUCUCUAGAUAUCUUUGUGCUUUCUUAUAAAAAUCAACCAUGUAUUGCGUUAUCUUUAAUGGUGAGAGUAUGUAAGACUCCAUGUCGUGGACAUGUUACUUGUGGUGUGAGUGUAAGGCGUGCUAUGCUGCUACUAGAACAGUUUGUGUCGUUUGUUGGAACUAGCACUGAUCUAAGGUCAGGGAUAUAUGUUAAUGUAAAAAUUAGUGCGAUGCUGAAGAAUAUCGUCUUUAUCUC